Rhineura floridana is the source of this 10042-nucleotide messenger RNA. RefSeq names its product solute carrier family 45 member 4 (gene SLC45A4). The record is from RefSeq and is a predicted model, not a curated record. Gene Ontology annotation, cellular component: membrane. Gene Ontology annotation, biological process: transmembrane transport. Bases 977 to 3337 code for a protein of 786 amino acids. Gene Ontology annotation, molecular function: sucrose:proton symporter activity. NCBI's taxonomy places the organism in Eukaryota, Metazoa, Chordata, Lepidosauria, Squamata, Rhineuridae. The transcript has 10 exons.
GCGGAAGAGUUGCGCGGAGACGGUUUCCGAGGAGCCGAGGGUAUAAAGCGCCUGCUUGUGCCGCUCGCCGCCUGCUUCGGAGCCCGCCGCUGCCGUUGCUGCCGCCUCCAUCUCAGUCUCUCGCCGCUACCGCCAGUCGUGACAGCGCCGGCCGCUCGACCGUCUGCCCCGGACCUUGACCUGACAGGACCCGGCGCGAGCGGAGUCAGUGCGGCGGCGGCGGCAGCAGCAGCAGCCCGCCCCUGCAAGGGGGAGCAGCCGGGCCCCGGCAGACCAGCGCGCUCCGUGAGGAGCAGAUGUCCUGAGGUUUGUCGGUCUCAUCACUGGGUAAAACUCUUUACUGUGCCUCUCCAUUUGCACUGCUUGAGGAAGGGAAGCCAGCUGUGUUAAUGCCUAGACUGCUUGAAUGACAGCCUGAUCAGGAGAAUUGAGCUGCUGUAGCACUCUCACUUGCCUCAACCUGCCUGACAGUCACAAAGCUGAGGGCACCUGGUGCAGCCACCUGGCUGAAGCGAAAAAGGUGUCACGUCUCAGUGCCUGGAUAAGAGACCUUCUGGGGCCCCCAUAUUAAUCAGCACUCGAUGGGGAUUACCAGUGGAGCAGCCCUUUGUGUCACCUUUCCACCUUUGUGUAGCAAGCAAAACAACUUCAGCACCUCUUCAAUAAUAAUUAUGAAACUAGUAUUAACUGAAUGGCAAUUAUGGAUUUUUAACUCUAGUUCACAGUAGACAAAAGCAAGCCAGCAAGCCAUAUGUUGAAUUUCCUACCAAAUAGCUUUUUGCUCCUCUGAAUGUUUCCAAGUCUACAUGAGAAAUUGAUGACGAAACCUGUUCAUAACAAGGGGAAUUACAAAUAUUGCUUGCACAAGGAACACGACGCCAUCAGAAAGAGAAGACACCGUAACUUAUCGCUAGAGAUGAUAGUGUUAUUUAUAUAGAUAGAAUAAAUAAAUAUAUAUAUAUAUAUAUAUAUUUUUAUGGUAAUGAAAAUGGCUCCCCAGAAUGCUGACUCGGAAUCUAUGCAAGCUCAAGAGCUACCUGUGGUACAGCUCCAGAAACCGGAAAACGAGAAUGAGAGUAAAGAAGAGACCAUAAGUGAAGGAUCCAUAGAUCGGAUACCUGUACGUCUCUGGGUAAUGCAUGGUGCCGUAAUGUUCGGCAGGGAAUUUUGUUACGCCAUGGAGACAGCUUUGGUGACACCAGUAUUGUUACAAAUCGGUCUUCCUGAACAGUACUAUAGCCUCACGUGGUUCCUCAGUCCAAUCCUGGGCCUGAUCUUCACUCCUUUAAUAGGUUCAGCUAGUGACCGCUGUACUCUCAGCUGGGGCCGCCGGCGGCCUUUUAUUCUUGCCCUCUGCAUUGGUACCCUCUUUGGAGUUGCCCUUUUCUUAAACGGCUCCAUUAUAGGUCUAGCCAUUGGAGAUGUUCCAGACAAGCAGCCAAUUGGCAUCGUUCUCACUGUGCUGGGAGUGGUGGUCUUGGAUUUCUGCGCUGAUGCAACGGAGGGGCCGAUCCGGGCCUAUCUGCUGGAUGUGGUGGACAGCGAAGAGCAGGACAUGGCGCUCAAUAUCCACGCCUUCUCAGCUGGUCUCGGAGGAGCCAUUGGCUACAUGCUGGGGGGCUUAGACUGGAUGCAGACUUUCUUCGGGGCCCUCUUCAUAUCCCAAGAGCAAGUCCUCUUCUUCUUUGCCGCCAUUAUUUUCUCCAUCUCUGUUGUGCUGCACCUUUGCAGCAUUGAAGAAGAGCAAUACAACCCUCAGCAGGAUAGGAUCGAUGACGAAGCCGACACCCUUUCAAGCGUCAAGCUGAGCGGCAGCCUCCCGCCUCUGAGUCGGCUGAAUGUCAUCAGCGAGGAAGACCCUUAUCGGACCUCCUUGUUCCGGGACGAGGUCCAGUCCGAGCAAGACCUCAACAUGGAGUUCCUCGAUGUGGACAUUGUGCGAAGCAAGAGCGACUCUGUCCUGCACAUGCCUGACGCCACCCUAGAAAUGGAGCCUGAGCUGCUUUUCCUGCACGACAUUGAGCCUUCCAUUUUUCACGACUCUUCUUACCCAAACACCCCUCACAGCACCAGCCAGGAACUCAUGAAGUCCAAAUUCAACCGCCUGUCUGCUUUCCUCAGGGAAAACGAGAAAGAGGAGGAUAUGUUACUUGAUAAUCACUUGAAUGAAGCCAAAGUCCCCAACAGCAAUGGCUCCCUACCAAAAGAUCUCCUGAAUGGACAUGCUAGGAUUGGCAUGAAGCAGUCGAGCACCUCGAAUUCCAUGCGCAGGCGGAGGCACAUGUUCUACCGCCAGCCCUCCCACACCUUCUCCUACUACGGCAAGAUCGGCUCCCACCGCUACCGCUUCCGGCGGGCCAACGCCAUCGUCUUGAUCAAGUCCUCCCGGAGCAUGAACGAUAUCUACGACAUGCAGAAGAGGCAGCGGCAGAGGUGCCGCCACAGGAACCAGAGCGGCACGACCAACUCCAGCGGAGACACGGAGAGCGAAGAGGGGGAGACGGAAACGACAGUCAGGCUCCUGUGGCUGUCCAUGCUGAAGAUGCCGAAGGAACUCCUGCGGCUGUGCCUCUGCCACCUCUUAACCUGGUUUUCCAUCAUUGCUGAAGCUGUCUUCUAUACCGACUUCAUGGGGCAGGUCAUUUUUGACGGCGACCCAAAGGCCCCUUCAAAUUCUACCGAACUGCACGCCUACAAUGCAGGGGUUCAGAUGGGCUGUUGGGGACUGGUCAUCUAUGCUGCUACCGCUGCUGUGUGUUCAGCCUUGCUACAGAAAUACUUGGACAACUAUGACCUCAGCAUCAGAGUGAUCUACAUCCUGGGCACGCUGGGCUUCUCCAUUGGCACAGCCGUGAUGGCCAUGUUUCCCAACGUGUACGUUGCCAUGAUAAUGAUCAGCACCAUGGGAAUUGUCUCCAUGAGUAUAUCCUACUGCCCUUACGCACUCUUGGGGCAGUACCACGACAUCAAGCAGUAUAUUCACCACAGCCCUGGAAACUCCAAGCGAGGUUUUGGUAUAGACUGCGCCAUUUUGUCCUGCCAAGUCUAUAUCUCCCAGAUCCUGGUGGCCUCUGCGCUAGGAGGAGUGGUGGAUGCCGUGGGCACAGUCCGGGUCAUACCAAUGGUAGCCUCAGUGGGCUCUUUCUUGGGCUUCCUGACGGCCACUUUCUUGGUGAUGUACCCAGAUGUGGGCGAGAGUCCAAAGGAAGAACAGAAAGAGCUGGCCCCUCCUGAGGCAGCUGAAAGGGAUGAUGUGAACGGGGAGAAACCAACCGUGAUAAAACUCUCUCGAAAAGAAGUCACCGCAUCAGGAGUGGAAAAUGAAUCAACUGUAUGAACAAAUCAUCAUUUGCACACAUUCCAAGCCAUUCAGGUGCAUGAAUUGGAACAUUCUUAAAAGCAAAACCUGAACUUUCAAAAGACAUCCUUGCUGUUUGACUUGCAGCAAUGGAUUCAAUGGUUCUUUCAUGCAAAAAUGUAGACAAAAUUUCAUAGUCCUAGGAUAGCCUUGAAUAGGUAGCUUUGAUGCUGAUUGCUUUCUCUACAAUCCAGAAAAUUUCCUUUCUUAGAGGUAUUUUUAAUGAAGAGAAAUGCACUUGGGUUUCCAAGGUGACUUUUAUCAAUGGGCAAGAAAACUUUCUUCUUGCUUAUGUGUUUUGUUUUUUAAACUGUCAUGGUGGUUUUUCAAAAUUCUCAAAUUACCCAUUUGGACAACUUAUUAUUUUUUUGCUAUUUUAGACUGCAAUUGAAAACAAAAGCAAACGAGAUUUCCUGAUUGUAACUUUGUUUUGGUCUGACUCCUUCAGAUCUUGCAAGUUUAGUAGGAUGAUGUAUUUUAGAAUUGAUGCAAUAUUAAGCUGACAGCUGCAGCUCUGUGCUUUACGCUCCCCCUCCCCUCCCCUUUGGACCACAGUCUGGAUUCCAUUAUUUUCAGUGCAAUUACUACUAAGUAUUUUUUCUUCCCAAACUUCUUUUGAGCAUGUUACGGCAGUUACUGUGAGAAUUGCUGUUGCUUUAUUUUUAUUUUUAUUAUUUUAAUUCAAGCUGUUUGGAGCAUCCGUCCCUGGUGGCCGGAGACUGCCAGGGUCCCUGGAGCACAGUCGGUUUGCUAUAGAGAUAGGGAUGCUUUGAUGGUUGAGAAGGACUUUUGGAAGGCCUCAGGUGGCAUGUGGAGUUUUAAAGCGCACCAGUGGAACAUGCUGUGACCCAUUUUGACGGGGAGCUGGUCAAAAUUUGAAUAUUUUUUGUUUCCUCCUUUCGGCGGCGUUUGAAAGCCAAUCAUCUCCUUUGUGACCAGAGCUGCUUUGGGAAUGGAGAUCCCUCCCCCAUUGUCGGUUUCUUCAAAUGGGUUGUGAGGGUUCCCUUUGUUUAGAAGGGGCUGUUGAUUGCACUUUUCCUGAUCUUCUGGGCUGGAAAUUGUGAUAGCGGAGUUUUAAAAGGUAGUCUCGCUGCGACGAGCAAAAACCAAAGGCCUACCUCUGAUACUGCAGCCUAGAAAGAGAGUGCGUGUGUGUGUGGCUGUGUUUUUUAAAAAUAAAAAAAAUAAAAUGUAUCUUGAAACAGCUUUGGACCUUUAAAAACAUCCAACAUUUUAAAAAUGCUGUAACUUUUUCCUAGGUCUAGGAGUUGUCUGCUGGAGCAUUACUGAGCUGUUUCCCCAGUUCCUUUUGGCCCCAGGCUCCUUACCCUUCCCAUCCCGCUCUUUGACUUCAUUCUGGUUUCAGGACAAGAGCAGUGGUACACAAAGGAUGCCGCUGCUUGAAUGUGUCACUUGACCUUUUCAGGAAGAUCAUGGGUAAGCCAGACAUUGAUACCACACCAGGUCAAUGCUAGGUAUUGACAGCCUGUUAGAGGAUGUCAUUAGGAGUAGGCAGCUUUGUAGGAGGCCUGUCCUUGAACGUUCUCUUCGGCCUGCAGGCAGUACAGGUCAGAGAGGCUGCAGCUGGUUUGCAGGCUGAGCGCAGCGAAUCCGGGCUGCUUUUGUGAUAGUUCUGCUGCCUCAAACUUGCCUAUUUAAGAUGCAUGUCUCGAACCAUGCUGUAAGUAUAGUAAUUUGAAAGCAAAUAUCUAUCUGUCUGCCUCUCUAUAUGUACACAUAUAUUUCAGAAUGAAAAGCAGUUUUUAACAAAUUACUUGAAUUGUCAAUGUAUGUAUGUUUGACAUAGCUAAAGUGGUAAUUGUCUUGCCGGCAUCUUUGGAUAGUUUGAUGGCAUCUUCUGUUCGUUCUUUAGCUGUGUCUUUCAAUCCCGUCAAUUUACAUUUUUUUACCUCCAUCAGGGGUGAAUAGGCUCUUUAUUAGACCAGAAGGAAUUCAUACAUGCUCAUUUUAUAUAGUUUCACAGAACUAUUUUUUAAAUGUCUGAGAAAAGACUCAGGUCCCCUGCCCCUUAAAAAAAAAAAAACAGUAUCUAGAGAACAUUUCAUUUAAAACUUCUUUCCAGAGGACAGUAUAAUACUACUGAAGCAACCUAGUUAUGGACUAGAUCGUUCAGGAGCCUUUCACUAAGAGUUUAGCCUUUAACACCUCCAUUAUGAGUGGAUGUUGUCUGCCACACAUGAAUGCAAGGCAGCUUUUCUUUUGAAAACUUGCUCAGUGACAUUUAUUUUAAGCAUAAAUUGUACUUUGUUCUGAGAGGAUCCUGCUUUGUUGCUCUUGAAGGCUUGUAAAGAUAGGAAGUUGACACUUCUGCUUUUAUCCUGCCUUGUACUUUUAGAAGCAGCGCAGUGGCAAGAUGGUUGUUGGGAAAUUGAACUAUUUGUUUUAAGCACCUAGUCGCUCUUUCAGUGGAAUCUUCUCUUAAUGCAGUUUGAAUUUCAGCCAAGCUGCCUUGUCUCUUCCUUGAAGGCUAUUUUUCCCUUGACUCGCUGUCUCUGCUAGGAACUGUUCAGGGUUAGGAAGGCAAGUAUUGAUUUCACUUUGUUACAAAAAUGAAAGCUUCCUUUUCAGCGGGCUCAAAUCUUUUUAAUUUUAGAAGAGAGUCAACAUCAGAGGCUCCUGGCCAGUCCUUGGAUCCUACAGACUCCUGCUUUCUGACCAGCUCUGGUUGCUGGGUCACCAUUUUAACUUUACUGAUGGUUCUGCCAAAAUCUGAAAUGCCGUUACGCAUUGUAAACAUGGCACAAGAAGAAAAGUGGCAGGUCUUGGCAACUCUCUGAUCUUUUGUACCCUUAGUUUAGGGGAACAUUGCCAAACAAGAGAUCUAGCUGUGGGUCAAAUUCUGGAGGGGAGGGGCCUUGUAGCAGGGUCUAAAGCUUCCUCAUUGAUUUGCCCUGUUACCAUUUCUGUCCUAGAAUUCUCAAUAGAAUUUCCCUUCCUGCCCCCUGGAAUUAACACCUUAGGUAUUCUGGACGAUGGCUUCCAAAACAUACUCCUGCCUGUGGAGAGACGCAAGUAACUUAGUCUGAGUAUUGUCAUCAACUGGGCUUAACUGCAGAGCCAAAGUUGAAAGAGGAAGCUUCAUUUCUGUCUAGGAGCCAGUUGUGUAUGUUUUGCUUUUUGUAGAUGUGUUAAUGGCUUGAUCCCAUGUCCUUAAAUCCCAAUACGAGAUCUACUUCUUUCCCGUUUGGUAUCUUCAGAUGCAGAUAUUCAAACUAAGCUAAACAGAACUUAAUUGGAAAGUGAGAAGGCAGAAUGAUUACUAAGUAUGCUUCUUACAUAAACUGUGAAAACCAUUUAGACAUGCCACAGGCAAGUACACAACCAGUCUAAGGGCACAUUUACCAUUCAGGCUGCAACAGCUUGGUUUUUAUGGCUUCCAGCCCAACAUACCUUGGAACUGUAAUUCUGGAUUUGGCUUGGGGUCUUUAACAGAAUUCUCCACCAUUUCUCAAGUUCUAUAGAGAAAGCAGCAGCAGUUAAAUUGUUUUCAUCUGACUCACACAUAUACUUCUGUUGCAUUAGUCUGCCUCUUUCAGAACAUAUUGUGACUGGCUUUAAACAUUUUCUUUUCCUCUUCAACGUUGAUACAUCCCAUCUUCACAUUUGGAGUUCAACUAAAUCUUUGUGGUCAUGCUAGAAUUCUUCUACAGCUUCCAUCAGGUAUCUGUAGUAAGGGCACCAUCUCUUGGGUUUUAUAGGGUUUGAAAGGUUUAAAUGCAAUCUUUUAAGGAAUUAUAGAACUUGAUUUCCACUCACAAUGUGCAACCAGACUUAAGACCAGUUUGUACAAUUUUCGUGACUUAGAGACAGCAUCAACCUUCUUCAAAAUGAGUUCUUAUUUGCACAUUGGGAUUUUGACCCAGUCAUUUUGAUACUCUGAUCUUUCACCUACCUAUUCUGUCAACCAGAUAUUUUUUCAACCAAGACAUGUGGACAAUUGAUCCUCCUCCAUUUUUAAGAGAUGAGGCUAUAGGGAGUAGGGAAAAAUACCCCACACUAAGAUUGGAAGACUGGAACUCAUUUGAUCCUAAUGAGGAUAAUUCCUCAUUUCCAGCUCCUAUGGCGAAACCUCCAGGAUUUUUAGGAGGACAAGUCCUAGCCAAGAUGUGGGAGUAAUAUCAGUUGCUCUGCACUCUGAUUUUGAAUUCCUUCUGCUGAAGCCUGUUUGAUAGGUCUGUGGCAGUGAGUUGCAACUUCAGGCCUGCAGUCCAGAACUGAGCUGUAUGGUGAGAGCAGUGAAUACCUUGUCUUGAUUUUAGCUGCAUGGAGUUGUAACCUUAAAAGGCAGGUUAGUGCCACUUGCACUCAGUUCUGUGGUCUUUAGAAGAGGCUUUUAAUACCCUUUUAAGGCACUCGUUUGUGCCACAGAAGAGGAGAACAUAGUUGUUAGGCCACAAAGCCGAGGCUGAUGGAUCCCUCCACUGUGAAGCACUUUGUGAUAACUUAAACCCAGCCGAGUGUUUUUCCUUUGCAGCUAACUUAGUGGUUUGGCAUCUUCUGGUUUUGCUUUUUCAUCAUAAAUCUUUUUCUUUAUUUAAAAAGAAAGGGAUUGGACCUAGCCUGCCCACCCCUCAUUCCGCUGCCACUGCUGCUGUCCUUAUACAUUGGAACGUGACAUUCACUAGUUUUCUCCCAUCUACUAACAAGAUGCAAUCAGCUGCCACUUAGAUCCAUUAGUUGCUUCGUAUACAAGCCAAAAUCUUGCAUGACCCCCACCCGGCCCGGCCCGAACACAUGUAGCAACUUCAGUACCUGAAGUGUCUUUUUUGGGAAAUGUGAUUUGGUUUUUAUUCAUUUGCAGCUAUCCUUGAUUUCUGUUGAUAGGCCAAAAAAAGUAACAGACACCAAAAUGUUGCACAGAAAUGGAAAACGAUAACCAUGUUGGGAAGAGCAGAAGAAGGAAAGAUUCCAAAAUUCUUCUGUGUGUCUUCUCCUAGCUAUGGAUUCUUAAGCUUGCAAGUUUAGUCCUAUAAAGUGGUGAUUUCUGCAAGAAAACACCAAGCUACCUGAUUUUUAAGACUGCAUUGGGGAGAAAAAGUCAUUUGCAAAACAAAAAGGAAGAUAUUAACUACCCAGAGUUCUGCGGUUCAUGUUGUCCCCAUAAUAAAAAAUAUUUUCUUUGAGGAAGGGCCUCAGAGAUUAGUACAUGAAUUCUAGGAGCAUAGACAAAGUUCUUAUUUGAGCAGCUUCGUUACAGCAGUUAAAUUUAGAUGAGCAAUGGUUUGGCUUUAAUUCUAGAGUUAAAUGACUCUUAGAUCUUAGAGGAGAUGAAUUCUUUCUUUCAACAACUUGUAUGCCCAAAGGUAGCAUUUUUUCCAGCUAUGGAGAUAGUUCCUGGGUGUGCAAAACGUUUCAUGCAAAUUUGCAACACACAUGCAAGGUGUGUAGAGUUACUUAGGUCUCUGCACAUUUUGUGGAGCAGACUCAUCUUUGAGCAAGCUGUGUGAACAGGACACAUUUGCAAAUCCACUUCGCAGGAGCCAAGGCUAAAUUCACUGCCUGACUCCAGUGUCUUUUCACAGUUGCCUAAAAUGAAGAAUUCCACCCACUGCAACUCCUCUCAUUAUGCACGGUUAGGGAAUAGGGAAAUGGUGCUGGAAUUCCUUCUAAACUUCUCAAGUUUUGUAAGCACUUAAGGAAUCCUCCUAUAGCUACAAAAAUGUUACCUGAUAGGUCUUGCCAAGGACCAUUCCCUGCUAAUGUGUCUGAGAACUGGGUGUCCAUACCAUCAUACUUUCUGAUCAACUCAGGGGCCAUAGUAGGGGUUAUGCAUUUUCCAGGUAACUGCCAGUAAAGUAAUUUCAUGUGAUAGGGUGCCCAAAUGAUAAAGUUCGGGGGGAGGGGGAAUCAGGAUCCCACUGUAAAUUGGGUCACGAAACAAAUUGCAUUGAUGAAAUUUCAAAAUGUCUAGCUUUUUCUGAAAAUUAGAAACCGCAUCAAGACAUCUCGGCCCCGCCUAGCUUGGCCAUCGCCUGUGUUAUUGUUCACUUUGAAAUAGGAUUUUUAAUUCAAGAGAAGCAUAAUAUUCUACUGGGUAAUAUGAUUUGACCAGCCAAAUUGUUCCAAAUUAAGUAUUUUGCUGCUGUUAUAUCAUUGUUUAAUGUGUACUGCAACAUGGACCUGAAACCUUGGUAGCCAAAUGACCAGGUGAAUACUAAAAAAAAUGCCUCCCUUAGUGAAAAGCUGCAUAUAGGCAUCUCAUAAUGAAAAAAGUAUAAGUAAAUAUAUAUAUUUAGUUCCAUUGUGAACUGGCCAUAUGACAACUUCUUUUUUAUCAACUUAUUAAGUUGGGGCACUAUACUAGCUCUUGCUGAGUUUAGCAAUGUUUAUAAGCGUGUGUUAAACACAUAAUGUUUCAAGUUUAAUGAGGGAAAGGGGAUAACAAGAAACGUGACCGAUGAAUGUGUCUGAAUGGAUUAGAUGGCAGAAUGUUCUGGGAAUUUGAUUUCAACAGAGAGCUCUCUUUUCUGGUUUUUAAGGUAAAGACUUGUUGCAUGAGAAACAGUUUAACUGUUCUGCACUUUUCGUCUCUGUAAUUUUUUUUCCAUUUAUGGAUAGAAAUGGCUGAAUGUAGAGUUAAAAAGAAAAACAACCACUAUUUCACAUUUACAUGUGUUCAGUCCAUUGUUCUACAGUUCAAUCUUAAUAAACAUUUCAAUAUGA